AUGGAACUCUUCCAACGCCUCGACGAUGACAUCGCAAACCUUAUCAUCGGCCAUGGUCUCCUGAACCUAGAAACUCUCCGUUUCGCUACUGAUGAGGAAGUCCAGAGCGCGGCCACUCUGGCUCUGCAAAUGGCAGACCCCGACAUGCAGCUCGCCAUUGCCAUGCAGCAGAGCAUCGCUGUAGACCGACGAUCACCCAACGGCGACGAUAAUCCCAACGACCCCCGCGAGCCCGGGCCAAGACGGUACAUCCCCUGGGAAGAGCGCAACCGCCUCCUCGCCGAAAGUAGGCCCAGCAGUGCAGCGUCCUCUGAGGCCGAAGAAGGCGAUGACCGAGGGCCUGACUGUGUUGUCUGCGCCGGUGGCCGGCAGCCCAAGAGCUGCCUCCCCUGCGGUUGCUGGAUGUGCCCGCGGUGCCUUCGGGCCUGUAUCCGGGCGGGCCUGCGGCCGGGGAGCUGGCCUCCGCGGUGCUGCGAGCCGCUGCACCAAGAGCAAAUCGAGCUGGCGGACCGGAGCCGUCCUGGAUUAUUGGGCUUGUACGAGCAGAUCAGGGUGGAGAACGAGACCAGCGGCGACGAGAGGGUGUACUGCGCCAGGCCGGCGUGUGCGUCGUUUAUACCGCCUCGGGGACCGCACGUCAGGGAGGAUGAGAUGGAGUGCCCGGCGUGCGGCGAGGGGACGUGUCGACGGUGCAGGCAGGCCAUACAUCCUGGGCGGCCGUGCCGGGAGGAGGAUGAGGACGAGAUGCUGAUGGACGCCAUGGACGCGUAUAGCCUCUCGCCUUGCCCGCGGUGUCGCCGGAUCAUCGAGCUGGCGGCCGGAUGCCAUCACAUGACGUAA
This is a messenger RNA of Colletotrichum graminicola M1.001, 840 nucleotides long. Its product is annotated as IBR domain-containing protein. Gene Ontology annotation, molecular function: ubiquitin protein ligase activity; zinc ion binding; ubiquitin conjugating enzyme binding. Gene Ontology annotation, cellular component: ubiquitin ligase complex; cytoplasm. Gene Ontology annotation, biological process: positive regulation of proteasomal ubiquitin-dependent protein catabolic process; protein polyubiquitination; ubiquitin-dependent protein catabolic process. The transcript has a single exon. The record is from RefSeq and is a predicted model, not a curated record. The coding region runs from base 1 to 840 and encodes 279 amino acids. Lineage: Eukaryota; Fungi; Ascomycota; Sordariomycetes; Glomerellales; Glomerellaceae.